Rosa chinensis is the source of this 1365-nucleotide messenger RNA. RefSeq lists its product as uncharacterized. Lineage: Eukaryota; Viridiplantae; Streptophyta; Magnoliopsida; Rosales; Rosaceae. The record is from RefSeq and is a predicted model, not a curated record. Gene Ontology annotation, molecular function: nucleic acid binding; zinc ion binding. The coding region runs from base 1 to 1365 and encodes 454 amino acids. The transcript has a single exon.
AUGGACCGUGAUAGAGUCUCUAGUUCCAUUAACUCUCCUCCAUAUUUUGAUGGGAAAGAUUACUCUCAAUGGAAAGUAAUGAUGAUGGCUUUCCUGCAAUCUCAAGAGGAUAAGUUAUGGAACAUUAUAGAGAAGGGUUGGAUAGAACCAACUAAAAGGGAAACUGAAACUUCAAAUCCUAUUCCUAAACCAAGAGGUGAGUGGACUGUUGCUGAGCAAUCUGAUCACAAAUGUGAUACUAAAGCUCGCUAUAGCCUUUUCGCUGCCUUGUCGGAUAAGGAAAGAAAAAGAAUUACAAAUUGUCCAACUGCUAAAGCUUCUUGGGAAUUACUUCAAACCACUCAUGAGGGUAACAAAAAAGUGAAGGCACAAAAACUUCAAAGCCUUGUGCUUGAAUUUGAAGAAAUGACUAUGAGAGAGGAUGAAUCUGUUGAUGACUUCCAUAGUCGCCUGAUCAAUGUUACCAAUCAAUGUCAUGGGUUGGGUGAUCCUAUUUUAGAGCAUAGAAUUGUGAAAAAGUUUCUUCGUGCUCUUCCUCCUAGUUUUGAGGCUAAGCAAAUUGCCAUUGAGGAAGCUCAAGAUCUUGAUUCAUACUCAUUAGAUGAGCUUGUGGGAAAUUUGAAAACCUUUGAGUCAAAAAGGAGAAAGGGUCAGAAAGAAAAAUCAAUUGCUUUAAGCACUAUGAAAAAAGAAGAAGAUCCUUCUGAUUUUAAUCUAGAAGAAUUUGCUCUUCUCACAAAACAGUUCAAAAAAUUUCUUAAAUCCGGAAGGUCACCCUCUUCUAGCUCUAGAAAUUUUUCUGGUUCUACUUCUUCCAAAAGAAAUCAAAAUGAUGAUGUUUCAAAUGACAAAUACUCAAAGUCCUCAAAGUUUUUUCAAAAGAAGUCUUUUGGUGAAAAACCAAAAUGUUUUGAGUGUCAAGGAUAUGGUCAUCUUGCUGCUGAUUGUGCAAACAAAAAAUUUAAGUCUCAAUCAAAUAGAGCUUUUAAAACCUCUUGGAGUGAUAGUGAAUCGGAAACUCAGUCCGACCAUGAAGAGGAGAAUGUUGCUCUUGUUGCUACCACCCAAAAUGAGUCCUCAAAUGAAUCUGAUGAUGAUGAGCACUCUGAGGAGGUAGCCACUAACAAGUUCCAGCAGCUGUACAAAGCCUCAAAAAUAAUGAUAGGAAAGACUGAGGAAUUGAAGGAUCAACUUGCUUCUUGUGAAAAAGAAAAAACUGGGAUAGCAGAGAAGUUGCAAUCCUGCAAGAAGAAGUGGGAAUUUGAAAGAAGUGCCUUGGUAAGUCAAGUGGAGACUCUGCAAGAGAACUUGAAUGCACAAAUCAGGUUAGUCAAUUCUCUAACUUCUGAAAAAAAUCUCUCUUGA